AUGAAUUAUCAUUUUAUUACUCCUCCAUCAAAAUUAAGCCGAGUUAAUCGAAUAGAUAUCAAACAAAUAAUCGAAAACAACAUUGAAGAUUUUGUACUUGAAAAACUUAGAGAAAUAGUUGUCUUACCUCUUCAUCAACUCAUUACACCAAGUAAAAAUCGACGAAAUCGAAAAACUAUUCCAAGAUCUCAAAAUACGGCCAAAAAUUGGUCAAAAGAAAGUAAUGAGGUUAAACAACUUUACCAGUUAAUGGCUGAUUGUGCAAAAGAAGUUCAUAAUAUUAUGUAUCCCAAUUACAAUUAUAGACCAAAGAGUAAGCAAAUUGGUUAUUGUUCUAAAGUAAAAAACAAAACAACAAAACCAUCACCUUGCACUCCGAUUGAUCUUUGUAUUCACACUAAUCUUUCAGAUUAUGAUAAGAAAGUAUGGAAUUUAGUUGAUAAAUUAACUGAUUUAAAAUGA
Scutellospora calospora is the source of this 462-nucleotide messenger RNA. Lineage: Eukaryota; Fungi; Glomeromycota; Glomeromycetes; Diversisporales; Gigasporaceae. The record is from the annotation of a GenBank genome assembly.